Messenger RNA from Nelumbo nucifera (sacred lotus), 589 nucleotides. The record is from RefSeq and is a predicted model, not a curated record. Lineage: Eukaryota; Viridiplantae; Streptophyta; Magnoliopsida; Proteales; Nelumbonaceae.
GGGCUAAGAAUUCAUAUCAACAAGCUUUUCCUUCUUCAUUAUUAAUCACUAGCUACCAAGAAAACAGCAGACUCAAGAGAAGAGAUUAAUUAAAAGGAAGAUGAGUUCAACGAGCAGAGCAUGGAUUGUGGCAGCCAGCGUUGGAGCAGUUGAGGCAUUGAAAGAUCAGGGUAUCUGUAGAUGGACUUACACUCUGAGAUGUCUCCACCAGCACGCCAAGAACAAUAUUGUCCUCCUCCCAUCGUUCUCUCAGGCCGGCAGGAACAUCUCUUCCUCCUCCUCAGCCAUGGCAAUGAUGGGUAAGAAGGCCUUGACAGACCAGCAGCAGCACAUGAAGCAAUCAGAAGAAUCGCUAAGAAAAGUUAUGUACUUGAGUUGUUGGGGUCCCAAUUGAGUGAUUCAUCCCCAGAUUGAAAACGAUCAAAACCAAUUUAUACUUUAUAGGCUGUAAAUACCAUUAUUCGCUAUAAAUACAUACUUCUCAUCUCAAAAUCUGCGGAGCCUUUUUUCUUUUUUCUAUUUUCUUUUCUUGCUUAUUAUAAGUCCCCAUUUAGCCUCCUAAUGAAUCGAAUCAAAUGGGUUUGGCUCA